Candidozyma haemuli is the source of this 1458-nucleotide messenger RNA. RefSeq lists its product as uncharacterized. The transcript has a single exon. The record is from RefSeq and is a predicted model, not a curated record. Gene Ontology annotation, cellular component: nuclear speck. The coding region runs from base 1 to 1458 and encodes 485 amino acids. Lineage: Eukaryota; Fungi; Ascomycota; Pichiomycetes; Serinales; Metschnikowiaceae. Gene Ontology annotation, molecular function: RNA binding. Gene Ontology annotation, biological process: mRNA splicing, via spliceosome.
AUGUCAUACUCUAUUAACCCUAAGCCAGAACCAUUGGGUGCCUGGAACCCAAAUGUUGUCAAGUUUCCACCUUACGCCUCUAAAGUGAAACCUUCAAAGCUCUGUCAUGUUACUGGCCCCAGUUCGGAGAAGCCAGAUCUUAGCUCUUUUCCUAUUCUUAAGAAAGAGAACAACAGCGGCAACUUGGAGCUCAAUGGCGCCAAGGAGGACCAGAAGGAGGCCCUGAAGUUCCCUAUUUACAGUGAUACGGCUAAGGAGAACUUGGUGGCAAACUUCAACAACAGCAACACCAGCGUUAAGGCCAGCCCCAAACCUUCUGUACCUUCAACCGAAAAGGAACACAAGGGUAAGCCUGCUGCCUGCGUGUUCGUCGCUAGUCUUCUCUCUACCAAGACUGAUGUUGAGUUGUGUAAGACCGUCACUGACCACUUUGAGAAGUUCGGUAAGAUCCUUAAUGUUAAGGUCUUGAGAGACUACUCUGGUCGCCCGUAUGCUUUCGUUCAGUAUGCCAGUGAAAUUGAUAGUAAGGUGGCGAUCAGGGAAAGUCACAACUACAUGCUUGAUGGUCGUGUCAUCCGCUGUGAGGCUGCCAAGGUCAACCGUACUAUCUUUAUCUCCAGUUUUGAUUCCCUUGAUCAGAAGAGUGUAAUUGGUACUGCCAGUGCCUUUGGUGAAACUGAAUUGGUUGUUGCCAGUGACGAACAUGGCAGAAUCAAGAACACCGCUGGUGAUGAGAAGUGCCGUUACUGGUUCGUUAAGUUCUCCUACCGUGACGAUGCCAUUAGGGCCUUUGCAAGCUUAACGGAGGAUUUGCUGGUUCAUGUCGAGUGGGCCAAGAACGUCGAGGACCAGUGUCCUAAUGGCCGUUUCGACAAAUAUACGGUGUUUGUUGGUCUGUUGAACAGAAAUGCCACCCAUGCUGAUUUGGAACGCCAUUUUUCCAGACACGGCGCUAUCAAGUCAGUUUCGGUGAUCCACAAGAUCCCUGGUUCUUACGGUUUCGUUACUUUUGAAGACGAGGUGUCUGCUGCCAGUGCCGUCGCCAAAGAUAACCACACUAUGUUCAUGGACAAGAACAUCAACGUUCAGUACCGUGAGCUUAGCAAUUACCCUAAGAUGAUCUUGUCGUCAGAGAUGCCUAUAGUGUUGGCACCACCGCCUGUGAACAGUAAGUUCAAGGCUACCGCCAGAUCGAAGCAUGACCCUGAGAGCUACGAGCCAAACAGAGGUUACAGCUACAGAAGAGAUUACUCAGGUAGCAACGAGUCGGCAUUCAGGUCCAGGAGAACGUCGCUGUAUACCCAUUACAGGGAUUACACCAGAGAUUGGACCAAUACAGCUGGUGACUACACAACCUGGCCCAGGUCAAGGUUUGGCACUGGCGGCGCCGAAGUGCAAGCCGAUGGCGGCGAUAUCAACCGCUACUAUGUUGUUAGCCCCAGCUCAAAGGCUACCUGA